UGUGGUGGGCAGAAUUGUGUGGCGCCCUCUGCGCCUGCGCCCCGGCACAAGGUGGGGCAGCGGGUGCCCGCACUGUAGGGUGCGCGCAGAGGUGGGGGGCAACGGCCAGCUGUCACACUAAGGGGCAGCGGCGGGAUGGCAGCAACCUCCGGGUCCUCGGACUUGGCCGGCUCUGGAGCGCCCCCGCCUGGCGGGGGAGCCCAGGCGGCAGCGGCGGCGGAGGAGGAGGAGCGAGAGGUGGUACGGGUCCGAGUCAAGAAACACGAGAAUUUCCUGGCCCCUGAAUUCCGCUCUUUCGCUGUCGACCCCCAGAUCACCUCGCUGGACGUGUUACAACACAUCCUCAUUCGGGCCUUUGACUUGAACGGGAAGAAGAACUUUGGCAUCAGCUACCUGGGCCGGGACCGGCUCGGACAGGAAGCUUACCUCUCCCUGCUGUCUGAUUGGGACCUCAGCACAGCCUUCGCCACUGCCUCCAAACCUUACCUGCAGUUGCGGGUAGACAUUCGGCCCUCAGAGGACAGCCCGUUGCUGGAAGACUGGGACAUAAUCAGCCCCAAGGAUGUCAUUGGCUCCGACGUGCUGCUGGCUGAGAAACGGUCAUCGCUGACGACAGCCGCCCUGCCCUUUACCCAGUCCAUCCUGUCUCAGGUGGGCCGCACUUUGUCUAAGGUCCAGCAGGUGCUGAGCUGGUCGUAUGGGGAAGAUGCCAAGCCCUUCAAGCCGCCUCUGAGUGAUGCCGAGUUUCACACGUACCUCAAUCACGAGGGUCAGCUCUCCCGCCCCGAGGAGUUGCGCCUGCGCAUCUACCAUGGUGGUGUGGAGCCCUCAUUACGGAAGGUGGUAUGGCGGUACCUGCUGAACGUGUACCCAGACGGACUGACAGGCCGGGAGCGGAUGGACUACAUGAAACGCAAGAGCCGAGAGUAUGAGCAGCUCAAGAGUGAGUGGGCGCAGCGAGCAAGCCCGGAGGACCUGGAAUUCAUCCGGAGCACGGUGCUCAAGGACGUGCUGCGCACCGACCGGGCCCACCCCUACUAUGCAGGGCCCGAAGACGGCCCGCACUUGCGGGCGCUGCACGACCUGCUCACCACCUAUGCUGUCACCCACCCCCAGGUCUCCUAUUGCCAGGGCAUGAGCGACCUCGCCUCGCCCAUCCUUGCCGUCAUGGACCACGAGGGACACGCCUUCGUCUGCUUUUGUGGCAUCAUGAAGCGCCUGGCCGCCAACUUCCACCCCGACGGCCGCGCCAUGGCCACCAAGUUUGCCCACCUCAAGCUGCUGCUGCGACACGCUGACCCCGACUUUUACCAGUACCUGCAAGAAGCAGGCGCCGACGACCUCUUCUUCUGCUACCGCUGGCUGCUGCUCGAACUCAAGCGCGAGUUCGCCUUCGACGAUGCCCUACGCAUGCUUGAGGUCACCUGGAGUUCGCUGCCGCCCGAUCCUCCUGAACACGAGGUGGAGCUCAUCGGCCCCCCCAGCCAAGCGGCAGACCCUGGCUUCGGUGGCCACAGGGGGCGGCCUGUGCGGCAGAGGCACAUGCUAAGGCCCGCAGGCGGAGGAGGCGGGGCCUUCGAAGAUGCUGUCAACCGCUUGGCCAGCACCAGCCAGGGCCCUGGUGGCAGAAGUGGCGGCGGCGGGGGCCGUCUGCUGAGACAAGCCAGCCUGGACGGCCUCCAGCAACUCAGGGACAAUAUGAGCGCCCAGAGGGACCCUCUGGUCCAGCUUUCCCCACCAGCUGCCCUCAUCAGCUCCAAAUCCCUCUCUGAGCCCUUGCUGAACUCCCCGGACCCACUGCUCUCCUCCUCUUCCCACCCCGAUUCCCCAUCUUCCUCGUCUCCCCCCUCUACCCAGGAGGCCUCUCCCACCGGCGACUUGGCCGUGGGGUCCCCUUUCAUGCCGGAGGUAGGCUCCCCACAGGACACUGGGAAGGCCCUGCCGCCGCAGCCGCCGCCACCAGGGGGCCUGCCGCCACCCCAGGAGUUCGGCCGAGGGAACCCCUUCAUGCUCUUCCUCUGCCUGGCCAUCCUGCUGGAACACCGUGACCACAUCAUGCGCAACGGGCUGGAUUACAACGAGCUGGCCAUGCACUUUGACCGCCUCGUGCGGAAACACCACUUGGGGCGCGUGCUGCGCCGGGCCAAGGCGCUUUUUGCCGAUUACCUGCAGUCAGAGGUGUGGGACUCAGAGGAGGGGGCCGAGGCCACAGCUCCAUCUUGACCAGGCCCCCUGAAGCACCUCCCCCCAUCAACCCUGCCAGGUCAUUCUUUGCCCUGAGGGCCUUCACAUGAGACCCCACCCACCCCACCCCACCACCACC
Lepus europaeus (European hare) is the source of this 2323-nucleotide messenger RNA. RefSeq names its product TBC1 domain family member 25 (gene TBC1D25). The coding region runs from base 136 to 2223 and encodes 695 amino acids. Lineage: Eukaryota; Metazoa; Chordata; Mammalia; Lagomorpha; Leporidae. Gene Ontology annotation, biological process: regulation of autophagosome maturation; activation of GTPase activity. Gene Ontology annotation, cellular component: autophagosome. The record is from RefSeq and is a predicted model, not a curated record. Gene Ontology annotation, molecular function: GTPase activator activity. The transcript has 6 exons.